Messenger RNA from Papaver somniferum (opium poppy), 1633 nucleotides. Its product is annotated as pinin-like. Gene Ontology annotation, cellular component: catalytic step 2 spliceosome. Lineage: Eukaryota; Viridiplantae; Streptophyta; Magnoliopsida; Ranunculales; Papaveraceae. The record is from RefSeq and is a predicted model, not a curated record. The coding region runs from base 73 to 1302 and encodes 409 amino acids. The transcript is spliced from 9 exons.
GAGAUAUAAAGAGCUCAAAACUUCACUCCAACAGAAAAAUCUUCAUCUCUUUCAGUUCUCAACUCGAUAAAAAUGGGAAGCACCGAAAUCGAGAAAACUGAGGAAAAUCUUCGUAAAGAAAUUGAAGAACUUCAACGUCAACAAUGGGAGAUUACUGAACGUCUUCGAGAUCCUAGAGGUAUUCGUCGAGGUGGGUUAGCAUCAAACGGCCCCCGAAAUUUCAACUCUAAUGGUGCCGGAAAUCGUCACCAACAAAGGGGAUUUGUUAGACCUGGUGGUCCUAUUGAUCCUGAAGAUCAAUCAGCACCGAAAAGACGUCUUUUAUCAGCUGUUGUUAAGGUAGAUGAUGGAGAAGAAGUUAAAGGGAAGGAAGUGGCUGCUGAUAGUGAUGCGAUGGAUACGAAUGUGAAGGAAAGUGAUGGAACGGCGGCGGCGGUGAAUGAAUUGCGUGAGCAACAACAUGGUGGUGAAAAUACUAGGAGAGAUACUCAUAGAGAGGUUAGGAAGGAUUUCAAUGGCAUAUCAGAAGAGCAUGUUCCGAGGGUUUUGCCGAAGAAUGAGGACCCAAGCUUGGUUAAUAGGAACAAGAGGAUGCUUGGAAACCUUUUAGGAACGCUGGAGAAAUUCCGGAAGGAAGAUAAGCAGCUAUCGACGACGGAUGCAUUCAUGCGCAGGUCAAGUUCCUUACAAAGAGCUGAGCAAAGGGCGCGCGAAGAAAGUGAAAAGCUGAGGGUGCAAGAGCGAGAACAAAUUGCCGAAAAAAGGAGGCGUGAUCUGACCCUCCGAGCACGUGUAGCUGCCAAGGCAGAAGAAAAGAAAUUGGAGCUUCUGUUUCUUCAUUGGACCGAGCACCAUAAAAAGCUUAACAAUUUCUUAAGGACAAAAGCAGAGCCUCCAAUAUUUUACUUGCCUACCAAACCAUUGGUUGAGGAUGAGACAUUGGCUGCGGAGCAAAAAGAACAGGCUUUUCUAAAUUGGAAGAAUGCUAGAAGAGAAGAGCUGUCCGAGUAUCAGAAGCAAAUUGGAGAACAAUGCCUCGCCAAUGUCGAAACAGAAUUAGAUAGAUGGCAAAACGGAAGGAAUGCAAGGAAGGGGAACAAUAACCUUAUGAACUUGCAGGAGACAAUGGACAAGGAGCUAGAAACCCGCCAACUCGAGUAUGGCCCCAAGACAACUAGAAAAUUCCCUGAAGAAGGUGCAGGUGAUGAUGAAGAUGUUGAAGAUAUAAAUGUUGGUGAAGAUGACAUAAUCGAAGAUGUGCUUGAGGAAGUCGAAGACGAUAAGAGAAUUGACGCUGCUUAAUACUCGGCUCGGUUUCUCAAUAACACAUGGUGAGGUCAGUUACUGGAGCCUGGCAUGUUGGGCUCCAACACAGAGUCCAGAUGUUUAUGUAUUUUGGUUUAUGGAUUGUGUAACAGAUGUUUUAAGAUUAAUUAGUCAGCGGUUCAUUUUCUAGGAUUUAGGGAUUGGUUAUGCAGUACUCUAUAGGUAAUAGAAAGCUAUUGUAAUUAGAGUAUUUUGAAGUGAAUGCUUUUUUGGGGUUGUUUUUCUUAUUAAGAUUGUCUUUUGCCAGUUCUUUAUAAAUGCUGUAAUUGUUUUUUUAGUUCAAGAACUCAGAGGGUCAGAACAUUGG